UGGUUGUGAAAAAUUAAAGUUAAAAGAAAAUGCAAUAAAUAUUCAAGGCACAAUGACAAAUAUCAAAAAUAGUAUCCCCAUUUACGAGGAACAACAAAUAAUAAAUGAAGAAACAGCGAGUAUUCAAAAAAUAUUAAAUCAAUUUAAACAACCAAUACCUGACGAAUUUACUGAAUUAGGUCAACCGAAAAAACAUUGA
Molecule: messenger RNA, 199 nt
Organism: Ambispora leptoticha
Lineage: Eukaryota; Fungi; Glomeromycota; Glomeromycetes; Archaeosporales; Ambisporaceae
Source: the annotation of a GenBank genome assembly